Messenger RNA from Coniophora puteana RWD-64-598 SS2, 441 nucleotides. RefSeq lists its product as uncharacterized. Bases 1 to 441 code for a protein of 146 amino acids. The transcript has a single exon. The record is from RefSeq and is a predicted model, not a curated record. Lineage: Eukaryota; Fungi; Basidiomycota; Agaricomycetes; Boletales; Coniophoraceae.
AUGCCCCGCGAGUGUCCGUCCUCUCGACUCCAUCACCCGACUCUCUCUCCGCCACUCAGCGACUCCCCGCACCCAGUCCGUCCAAUCAAAUCAGAGGUAAGCAGUGUCCAUACCCCAGCCGACGUCUCCGUCUCUCUCCUCCCCGCCCGUUUGUCAUGCCCCCUCUCACAUCAUCCUCGCGCGACAGUCUUCCUCGACAACGACGCCGACGCCUGCCCCCUCGACGUCGACAACGCCCUCCGCGCCGUUUCCUCACUUGUCCAGCGCCGACACGUGAGCACUGGCAGGGCGUUUCCGUCUACCCAAACGCUCGGCUACCAACUCGUGUUCCCUGACCGUAUCCCCCAGUCCCUCAGCCCACGUCACCCCCACCCUUCUCCGUUCCCCCUUCUCUUCUCGUCCGCGCUAUCUGUUGUCCUCUUAUCUACCUUCUCUCUUUGA